AUUUCCCGGGGUGAGCCCUGGCACGCCGGCCGGACGCGCGGCCAGCCCCACCUGGACGCGGGCAGCUCCGGCCGCGGCCACUGCGGGAGGCCGAGGGGCGGGAAAGGCGCCGGGGCCCGGGGAAGUGUGUUGGGUCAUGUGGCUGCAUCACGUGGAGGCGGAGCCAGGCCCAGCUGCAGCCGCCUCAGUAGCAGGGGGAGACGGAGACGGGAGCCAGCCCCAGACGCUGGGCUGCGGGCGGGGGCAGGCUGAGGCUGGGGCUGGGGCUGGAGGGAAGCGGCCAGAGGGUGGCCGCCGCCUGCUCCGCGCCCGGGAGCGAAUGGGAAGAAUCCAGGAUGUCAAGGCUUUGAAGAAUAGACAUCUUAUUAGACUACCAUACUGAAGCUGAAAAGGCAGAUGCAGUUCCAAAUACAAGGUUGAGUGACCUUGUGUACACCGCGGGUAUGUAUAUACCCACAUACUUCCACAGCCACGCAGACUUGUUCUUGCAUAUUCCUGGAAAUUUCUCAAUCGAUGAAAAUUAAUUUAGGAACCAGAUGGAGCAACUUAACAGCACAGGGAUCAAGAGCCCACGGAAAGACACCUGCCACUAAUGGUCCGCUUUCCACAUGGUCUUCACGGGUGAAAAAGGUUUGCAAGAAGAGGAAGAAAACACCCUCUGCCACAGAACAAGCCUCAGAAAUACCUCCCACAAUCUAAAGGAAUAAUUGAGAGAGGCAGUGUGGGGAAGAAACUGACUUAGAUAAUGCAAACGGAACAAUGAACUGUCUUUGGCACAUUUUUUUGCAUUGAGCUCAGUAAACUGUAAUUGAGUUUAAUGUACUGGACUAAUAAAUGGUGACCAUUUAUUGUGUGGUAAUGACUGGAAGAAAGUAAGUUUAGGAACAAUGGGACAAGUUUGGGCAUUGAACUGACAAACCUCAUCCUCUGUAUUGAGUUAACCGGGUCAUUGAACAUACUUUGUCCCUUUCUUUUCUUUUCUGUUUUUGCUUAGUAUGAUAUAAACUCAUAAAUGUUGUUCAUCUAAAACCAUCAGAAGACUACAUACGUUUCUUUCAUGUACAGCUGCAAAUGUGGUCUUUUGGAACUAUGAAUCUGAGCUCUAGACAAGCCUCAAGAAGGAAGGAGCCCAUCAAACAAGGAAGGAAGAUAUCUAGGGAAAUAGUGAAACUGGGAAGUCAGAUUUCUAGUGCUGCUCCUCUUUUUGUUGAUUAUUUUUCUUCCUUCCUUGAAUCCUAGAAGGUUUGCAAAUGAGUGCUUUCUUGACGUGCUUUAAUUUUGGCACUUGUUUUUGCAGCAGGGUGAAAAGUCUGUGAUUCAUUUGUAGUAGGAAAAAGGGAAAAGUAAAAGAAAAACAGCCUGACGUGCAGCCCUAUUCUGUAGGAGAGAGAAUUUCAUGGCUCACCUGAGGCAAAUUUAUCUGCUCUAAAAUCUUUAGAGCAUUUUUGAUUCUGCUAAAUGAAAAGGGGUUUUCUUUUUCAUGCCCGUGUGGCAUUGAGAAGUGGGAAAGCAGGCGAGAUAGCAUGAUAAACAGUUCAGGUUGUGUUGGGUCUCUGGUGGAAAAAAGAGCUGCAAUGAAAAUAAGACUGUCUUUGGAUUGCAAAAACCAUUGAAUCCACUGCGUAGAUUAGCACUGAGAGGGAUUUCCCAUCUGGCCUGGCACGGUGGUGCCUGCCCAAGCUCGGAUCUGUUGUUUCGCACGGUUUGUGUGCCUUUUUUUCCCUUUAUGCAAUCUCUUUCAGCUUUAGCAGCAGAAAUUCGCUUGGUGGAGAAGUUAUGCCAGAGGGCAGCUGGGAAAGAUGAAUGUCAUAUCUCUCUCUCUCUAUAUAUAUAUAUAUAUAUCUCUACAUGUAUAUGUGUGCACAUGUUUAAAUUUCUGCGACUGAACUUUUGAAGAAAACCUGACUGGAGGAAAUCUUAAAGCCUUAAGUUACUUGAAAUCUACACAUUUGCAACUCUUUGUCUCUGGAAUUGCAUUACGCUAAACUGGAAUCUCAGGCUGUAUAAAGAUUAUAUCAAAUUGAGCAAAAAGACGACUUACCACACUUCUUGAGCGCCUCUUAUGAAGUAGCUGUUUCUCCAAAGGAUAAGUGCAUCCUCACUUUUAAUGACUCAAAGACAAAAGGAACCUGAUUUUUUUUUUAAGUGUUACUUUUUCUUAGCCAACUGCCAUUGUCUUUUAUAGAAGAAUUUUUCACUAUGCAUUUGGUGGAUAUUUAUAAACACUGACCCAUGUUCUCCCCUCCAAUGAUCUAUCCCAGGUCAGUCUUAUCAAUAAAAAAAAAUAGAUUUAAAUUUUGUGCACUAGACAUAUUACUUUCUUAUGUCAAAAAUUAAAGAUAAACAAAAGCAUGUAUGCAGCGGUGGAACAUGGGCCUGUUCUUUGCAGCGAUUCCAACAUCCUCUGCCUCUCCUGGAAAGGUAGAGUUCCCAAAAGCGAGAAGGAGAAACCAGUGUGCAGGAGGCGGUACUAUGAAGAAGGCUGGCUGGCAACAGGCAAUGGCAGAGGAGUUGUCGGAGUGACUUUCACCUCCAGUCAUUGUCGGAGAGACCGGAACACCCCUCAGAGAAUCAACUUCAAUCUGAGGGGCCACAACAGCGAGGUUGUAUUGGUGAGAUGGAAUGAACCAUUCCAGAAACUGGCAACCUGUGAUGCAGACGGAGGAAUUUUUGUUUGGAUUCAAUAUGAAGGCAGAUGGUCUGUGGAGCUUGUGAAUGAUCGCGGGGCACAGGUGAGCGACUUUACAUGGAGCCAUGAUGGGACUCAAGCUCUCAUCUCCUAUAGGGAUGGAUUUGUGCUGGUUGGUUCAGUCAGUGGACAGAGACAUUGGUCUUCAGAGAUUAACUUGGAGAGUCAGAUCACCUGUGGCAUAUGGACUCCUGAUGAUCAGCAGGUACUGUUUGGCACUGCUGAUGGUCAAGUUAUCGUCAUGGACUGCCAUGGCCGAAUGCUGGCACAUGUUCUCCUUCACGAGUCAGAUGGCAUCCUCAGUAUGUCUUGGAACUACCCCAGCUUCCUGGUGGAAGACAGCAGUGAAAGUGACACAGAUUCUGAUGACUACUCCCCACCGCAAGAUGGUCCAGCUGCAUAUCCAGUCCCGGUGCAGAACACCAAACCACUACUCACUGUCAGCUUCACAUCAGGAGACAUUAGUUUAAUGAACAACUAUGAUGACUUGUCUCCUACUGUCAUCCGCUCAGGGUUGAGAGAUGUAGUGGUGCAGUGGUGUACACAGGGAGACCUGCUGGCUGUAGCAGGCAUGGAAAAGCAAAGUCAGCUAGCUGACCUUGGUAGCAGUUCCAUUCUGAAAAGUGCACUCGUCAAGUUCUACAAUGUCCGUGGGGAACAUAUCUACACUCUGGAGACUCCUGUGCAGCGUCCCAUAAUCUCCAUUUGCUGGGGCCACAGGGACUCGCGCCUGCUCAUGGCUUCCGGUCCUGCACUCUAUGUUGUCAGAGUAGAGCACAGGGUCUCCAGCCUGCAGCUCCUCUGCCAGCAGACCAUCGCUAGCUCGCUGCGGGAUGACAAGGAUAUCAGCAAACUGACUCUGCCUCCUCGGCUCUGCUCAUACCUCACCACUGCCUUUAUACCAACAAUCAAGCCUCCUAUCCCAGACCCCAACAAUAUGAGAGAUUUUGUCAGCUACCCAACAGGUGGCAAUGAAAGGCUUCACUGCACGAUGAAGCGGACAGAAGAUGAUCCAGAGGUUGGAGGUCCAUGCUACACGCUGUAUUUGGAAUACCUAGGGGGACUGGUGCCUAUCCUAAAAGGGCGCCGAAUCAGCAAACUGCGGCCAGAAUUUGUCAUCAUGGACCCUAAAACCGAUGGAAAAGCAGAUGAAAUCUAUGGAAACAGCUUGAUUUCCACUGUGAUUGACAGCUGCAACUGCUCAGACUCCAGUGAUAUCGAACUGAGCGAUGACUGGGCUGCAAAGAAAUCUCCCAAAAUCACUCGAGCUAGCAAAUCACCCAAACUCCCCAGAAUUAAUAUAGAUGCCCGCAAAUCUCCAAAGUUGUCACGAGCUGCUCAGGAGAUAUCAAGAUCUCCAAGGUUACCAAUAAGGAAACCUUCUAUUGGUUCACCAAGCCUAACUCGACGAGAGUUUCCAUUGGAAGAUAUCACUCAGCACAACUACCUUGCUCAGGUCACAUCUAAUAUCUGGGGAACCAAAUUUAAAAUUGUGGGUUUGGCUGCUUUCCUACCAACUAACCUUGGUGCAGUGAUUUAUAAAACCAGUUUGCUGCAUCUCCAGCCCAGGCAGAUGACUAUUUAUCUCCCUGAAGUGCGUAAGAUUUCCAUGGACUAUAUUAACCUGCCUGUUUUCAACCCCAAUGUUUUCAGUGAAGAUGAAGAUGAUUUACCAGUAACUGGAGCAUCUGGAGUCCCUGAGAACAACCCCCCCUGCACUGUCAAUAUCCCUAUUGCUCCUAUUCACAGCUCAGCUCAAGCUAUGUCACCGACUCAGAGCAUAGGACUAGUCCAGUCCUUGUUGGCCAAUCAGAACGUGCAGUUAGAUGUCUUGACCAAUCAGACGACAGCCGUGGGGACGACAGAGCACAUGGGUGAUAGCGCAGUGCAGUACCCAGUCUCAAGCAGGUACUCCAAUCCAGGACAGGUGAUUUUUGGAGGAGUGGAAAUGGGGCGCAUCAUCCAGGCACCGCCUCAGUUAUCCCUGCAGUCGCAGGGUGCAAUACAGAUGGCGGUAAUGGAUCACAGAGACGGAGACAGAGACCACGAACACCACCAAAAGGCAAAAACUUUACGGCCAGUGCAGCAGCUGGCCGAAGGGGACGCUGUUGUCUUCAGCACUGCACAAGAAAUACAACUGAACAAAAUGAACCCGCCCCCUCCUUACCCUGGAACCAUACCAGCUGCUCCCACUGCACCACCACCUCCCCCACCCAUCCUGCCCCAGCCACCUAUGGAUCUCUGUCUGAAAAAGGGAGACUUUUCCCUUUAUCCAGCAGGACAUUAUCAGACCCCUCUUGGCUAUGAGCGAAUAACGACCUUUGAUAGCAGUGGGAAUGUUGAAGAGGUGUGCCGGCCUCGAACGAGGAUGCUGAACACUUAUACCCUGCCAGGUCCCGGCAGCUCUGCCACUUUAAGAAUUACAGCAACAGAGAAGAAAAUCCAGCAGCCCUGUUCCAGUGCUACCCUGAACAGGCUGACGGUUCCUCGUUAUUCUAUACCGACUGGGGAUCCACCACCUUACCCAGAAAUUGCCAGCCAGCUGUCACAGGGCCGUAGCAUCGCACAAAGGCUGGACAGUAGUAUUAUCCAUGCUACUCUGCGGAGGAACAGCAGAGAGGCAGCUCUGAAAAUGGCUCAGUUGGUCGACAGCCAAAGAGCCACUUUACAACAUCCACCAAAACCUAAGAGCAAUGUUGUGACAGCACAGUACCAGCAGAGGGCACCGACAGCUUUAUACACCUGUAGCCAAUGCAGCAGUAACAGCAACACAAAUAGCAGCGGCGGUGGGAACAUCAGUAAUGCCAACGCUAGUAACAGCACUUCCAGUAUAAGCAGUAUGAGGCCCGACGUAAUCCCUGGGAGCAGUUCCCAUCACAGCUCUGUCAUUGCUCACUCGGUCAGUACUUCGCCCUUGGCCUCCCAAUCCUCAUACAAUUUGCUGAGCCCACCUGAUAACUCUCGUGAUCGGACCGAUUAUAUCAACUCUGCCUUCACAGAGGAUGAGGCACUUUCUCAGCACUGUCCAGUGGAGAAAUCGAUAAGGCACAUGCCUGUAGCCUUGACAGAGGCUGCCGUUGGUGUGAAGCGGCCACCCCCAUACCAAUGGGAUCCUAUGGUGAGUGAGGAGAUAUGGGUUCCUCAGGAAAGGACAGCUCAAAGUUCAGUGCCCAAUCCUCUCAAACCUGCUCCCCUAAUUGGUCAAGCUCAGCAUCUUGAUAUGUCUCGAGUGCCAUUUGUUUCCCCCAAAUCUCCAACCAGUCCCACUGCCACUUUCCAGAUGAGUUAUGGGGUUGGAGUACCUUAUCCAGGAAGCUACAGUGCCCCUCCUCUCCAGGGAAUGCAGGCUCCCUGCUCCCCCAAAGAAGCUCUGGCCCCAACACAGUUUGCACAACAAGAGCCAACUGUAGUGCUUCAGCCAGGUUAUCCAUCUAACCUCUCCUAUUGUCCCUUGCCACCCAUGUAUCCAGGAAGUAGCACUUGUUCUAGUUUACAGCUGCCACCAAUAGCCUUGCACCCAUGGAAUUCCUACAGUGCAUGCCCACCUGUACAGAAUUCCCAAGGCAUUUUGCCCCCCAAGUCACUUCUUGUGGUGGAGAAGCCAGUUAUGUCUCCGCCGCCAGCAGAGCUUCAGGGUCAUGUGGGCACAGAAGUAAUGGUGGAGACAGCAGACACCUUCCAGGAGGUUCUCUCCCUCACAGAAAGUCCCAUUCCUCAACGGACAGACAAGUUUGGGAAAAAGAACCGGAAGCGCCUGGAUAGUCGAGCUGAGGAAGGAAAUGUACAGGCUAUCACAGAGGGCAAGGUCAAAAAGGAGGCAAGGACACUGACUGACUUCAACUCCCUAAUAUCCAGCCCUAGGCUAGGAAGGGAGAAGAAGAAAGUCAAGAGUCAGAAGGACCAGCUGAAGUCAAAGAAGCUGAACAAGACGAAUGAGUUUCAGGACAGUUCAGAAAGUGAGCCAGAGCUUUUUAUCAGUGGAGAUGAACUGAUGAACCAGAGCCAAGGCAGCAAAAAGGGAUGGAAAACCAAAAGGAAUUUGAGGACAGCCAGUGAGCUGGAUGAGUUCAAGUGCCGGAAGGCCAACGAAAAGGAGGAUGGGAGGCUGGGAAGCCAGGGCUUUGUGUAUGUGAUGGCCAACAAGCAGCCCUUGUGGAACGAGGCGACACAGGUGUAUCAGCUGGACUUUGGAGGACGGGUGACCCAAGAGUCUGCAAAAAACUUCCAGAUUGAGCUGGAAGGACGACAGGUAAUGCAGUUUGGAAGGAUUGAUGGCAAUGCUUACAUUUUGGACUUUCAGUAUCCGUUUUCUGCAGUACAGGCCUUUGCAGUUGCUCUGGCUAACGUGACUCAACGCCUCAAAUGAAAAGAACAGAGACUGGAGAGAGAAAAACGUUAACAGAACCUUCUCCUAAGGUCCGAACUGGAAAAUGUCAGGGCGGCCUGUUUUAGGUGCACAAAGGCGCCAGGGAGUGAAGAAGGCAGUAAAACUGGAAAAAUCUCUUGGUGCCCAAAAGAGGGCAUUAACUUUAGUCAUUAUUGGGGUGGGGGAGCUGUUUGGGUUGUUUUUUUGUGGUUUUUUUUUUAACAUUGUGCUGGGGUUUCAGAAAGAGCACCGGGUGAGAGCCAUUCAGUGUUAUAUUGGGAAAUGUGGCUUUUGGCUUGUUGUGGUGGUUCUGCUGUGUUUGCUGCAGUAGCUGACGUAAGCUCGUAGCGGGGUGAAAAAAGACAGCUCUCUCUGAUAGACUGCCUUAUAUCAUGCUGUUCUUUUUAAAACAGGGAACAUAACCUUUUUUCUGGUCCAGUUUGUACUAUUACAUCAGUGAUAGCAGGAAAAAAAAAAGCUAUAAUACUUGAAGACACAGGUUUCUUCUCUGAUCAUAGCUGAGCACUGCAGGUACCAAGGAGGUUUACAAAGGUAAAUAUUUAAUUUAUAAAUACUGAUGUAUUAUUCAGAAGAGAAACAAAACUGUUACCAUUGGAUGGUUUCAAAACACAUUUCAUCGAAGAAGUUUGUGUCUGCUUUUUGUGUGUGCUGUUACUUGGGAUAAAUGUGUUUCACUAGAUGAUGAAGAACAGAGGGAGGAGUUGUGAAAGUUGCAUAUGUAAAUGUAUAGGUAAGCAGUAUUCUUUGACUUGUACUACACGUGUGUAGUACAUGAUGCAGCCUGGUGUCGCACAUGGGCAAGGGCUACACCUGCUCCUGACUAAAAGAUGUUUACACAUUAAGAACAAAAUUGUUAAAAUAAAUAAAAUGGCCCAAUGAGUAAAAUUCUUCUAAAUCUAUGGUGAAUCAGAGCAUUGCUUUAAUUGGGAAAGAGAAAGGCAUGUGGUGACAGUAGGGGAUUUCUCAUCACUGCUGGUUGGAAAAAAGGGAGAAAAGGAAGAAAAUAUUGGAGAGUACCGCCCUUUUCACCGAUCUCCUAUUUGAGUACAGCAUUAUAGGUUGUAGUUUGAAUGGUUAACAGUCCAAAAACAGAACGGGAAGCCAAAAUUUAUAUAGCUGGUUAUGGCUUUUUAAUCAACUAUAUACAGUAACAAGACUGUUUCUAACUACAAAUCUGUCUUAUAGAAGUCAAAGCCUGCGUUAGGUGUUUCAAUGGGUUGCUUUAGUAAAGAGAGAUUCUGUUUAUUGCUCUAGUGCCCGCUCUCUCUCACACACACACACAUGCACACCCAUUUCUCUGUUGAAUACGGUUUGUUUUGGAAAUGCUUCCCUGGUAUCAUAUGAAAACCCUGAUCAUUCAUUAAAUUAAAUCCACAGUAGGUUGCAAAAUGUAACUGUAGAUUUCCUUUAAAAAUACUCUUUCAAAUCAGAACACAUUUAGAAAGAUGGGGUGGCGGCUGGUUUAUCUCUGUCUGUAAACCUUAGUUUUACUCCUUACUAGGAAACCCUUUAUAACUUUGUUUGAAACACAAACCAUACACCAAGAGAGUAAAAUACAUCACUGUGAUUGUUUGAAAUGUCUGUCAAGGUAGGCUAAGCUAAGUAGUCUUGAUUCAUUGCAGGGAACCCAUUGGGGGCCCAGGACUCCCAGUGGAGGAAGGGAUGCAGCAGAUCCCUGGCUCCAACCUCCACUGGGGACCCUGAAACCAGACAACACAGGGUAGGUAAUGCUGGCAAGAUACAGGUUUUGAGAAGGAUAUCUAGGGAUGUGCUGAUUCAGAUGAUUUCCCAGGCAACCUCCAACAGUGUGGCCCCAGAAAGACCCACCUGCAAGAUAAUGCUGCUCUUCUGUCAUGGAAGGAUGGUGGUAUAAUCCUUGUAUCCCUGGGGAGGAUGGUGGUAUAAUCCCUGUAUCGUCUUGGGGCUCAGCAGUCUCUGCUUACACAUGGGAGUGGAUCAAGCCCAAUAUUUCCCUUGGCAUUAACUCUUCUAUUUGCUUUUAUGUAUUUACUUUUGUUGAAACUCCAUCAAUUAGGUGUAUAUCUUUCUGUUACAAAGGAACCCCACCCCCACCUCCGCAGUUAUUUAAUAGCUGAUUUUAGUGACAGCUUCUGGAGUGUGUGUGGAGAAGAAGGAGGUAGACUGAUCAAAUGGGCUUGGUCCUGCUGACUUUGAAAUUAGUGGGAGUUUGUCAUCGACUUCAGUGGGAGCAAGAUUGGGCCCAAAGUCAGUGAAGAAUUACGUGCUGUUUAGGCAACAGGCUUAUUCCCUACUCACAUGAUUUCAAUGGCACUACCCAUAUGAGUGAGGAUUGCGGGGCUUGACCCAAUGGUGCUUCUGAAGAGAUCCUAAUCGCUCUAAUGAAUCCCAUAAGCAACUCAUAAGCAGUAUUGGAAUAUUGAGAAGGGUGCACUGAACACGUUGAGGCCAAAAGCAUAUUGAUUCAUUUCUUCUUUUAGGAGGAAAGGUGUUCUGUUGCUUUUUAGAAAUAAUCCUCUUAAAGAGACAUUGUCAACUAGUUUUAGGCCAAGAAUGCAGAUUUAAUGGAAUUAAGUAUGUUUGUACGUUUGUGCUCAACGUACCUCAUCUAAACAGAACUGUUUUCAUACUGCUGUUUUCUUUAACUUUCCAGGCAAAGGUUUGUCGUCUUUUUUUGAACAUUCCCAUGCAGUAUUAUGAACCAAAUUAACAGCAGCAAUGUGCAAAUGCAGGAAAACCAGAAAGCAAAUGUGGCGAAAACUUAAGUGAAACCUGCCAGUCUAGUUUUAUUAUCCAGGAUCCAUUGGUAUUUGGUUCUGGUAGCACACAGGGUCUUGGAGCUUUCCAGACAUAGAAGAAGGCCUUGUUCCCACCUCCGGAAGCACAAAAACAAACACCACAAAUGGUGAAAAUGGUGAUUUCUAACGUUCGUUCUGUUUUUAUGUUAUACGGUCUUUAUAAGGUAAAGAGUUUUUCUUCUGUAAGUGUGUUGACAGUGUCCCUCUAAGGCAACAAUUUAAUGGCAUAAAGACUACCUAGUGUUAGGGACAGAUUCUGCCCUCAGUUAAGUAUACACAAUUCCUGCUGAAGUCAACUGAGUUGUGUAUAUGUACAACUGGUUCCUAAAUUAUGAGUGUACAGUUGCAUCCUAAACUAUGAAGACAGCAGGUCAUAAUGAUCAUUCUCCUUUUUUUUCUUUGUAUGUUGAGAGAAAAUUUAAGAAACAACUUUAAAAGCCCUCCAAACUAACUUCCACUAGAAUGAUUUUAAUCAUGAAGAUUGUUGUUGCGUUCAAGCCAAAACACUAAUUGUACAUUUUAUAUUUAAGUGUUACAACUUAGUUUUUGUGUAGACAAUUGUAAGUUCUUCUAGGAAGAAAAUAGCAACGUGUUCUGAAUUACCUAAUUCUUUUAUACAUACAAUAGUUUCCAGUAGUUCAAUAUGGUUUUCAAAAGCUUUCUUUUUUAGUUGUGCAAUAAUUGUUAAGCCAAGGGGCUUAUGUUUUGUUUUUUGAGGGGUUGAGUUAUUUUUUAAAGAUAAUUUAAUGCAAAUUUCCUGUUAAUGUCUGAGUCAAAUUAUUUAUCUUGCUUAAUGUAAUAAGUGAUUUAGGGUUUAUUUUAUUAUUAUGUACCCAUGAGUUAUACACUCUUUCUUAUUUAUAUGAAAAGAGGAUCUUUGUAAUUGUUUGUUUGCUAGCGAUAUGUUUUGCUGCAAGAAAUUGUUUAAGAAUGUGUAUAGGACUUUUUUUGCUGGACAGUAUUCAACAUUUUAUAAUGUAGGGAAGAAUCUUGUUUAUCAGGCAGUUGGAAAAAGUAGAUAUGCUACUGGGGAUUCUGUAGAUUACAUAUAGUGUAGAUUUUUGGUGGUGGGGGGACCUGCAGAAAUCUGUCCUCUAUACUGUGUAUUUUCCCAUUAUGUUUUAACUGGCUUUUUCAGUCACAGAGAUGGUUUAAAAAACACAAAUCAUGAUUUGCUUUUUUUUCUUAGAGCUAGCCUUGGUUUUGAGGUACAGAACAGAGGAGGGUUCAUGGAUAAAAUAAGUGUUUUAUAUAUGGCUCACUUUGGGUGACAUUCAUCUCUGUGCAGAGGGCUAAUAUGCAUCACUGAAAUCCUAUUUAAGGGGCCAGAUUACCUGUUGUGGUCAAGUUCUGCUCCUGUUACAGCUCCCUGAUUCUGAGGCUAAUCUGAGCUGACCCAUAGCCCUGGGAAUGCUUAGAGUAGCUGAGAAGCUUUAAUUGGCCCUGCAGUGGAGGAUAGGCAGGGCGGAGCACCAUUCCACCAUGUGCCUAUCUCUCCGACAUGCCUCCUGCUCCAAGAGUCGAGAGAGCAGCUGGUGCGGGACUUGGCUGCAGCAGCUUUACACCAGCAGUGACAUCCACUAUGCCAGGGGAUUUCCCUGCUGGCUGAUUUGCAGCCAGAAUCCAUCCCCAUUGCACUGCCUGAGUGGCACAAAGGGGCCAGAUUUCAUUUGACAAUCUGGCUCUAGCCCUCAAAAUGUGGUUUAAGUGGGUCC
This is a messenger RNA of Dermochelys coriacea (leatherback sea turtle), 11568 nucleotides long. RefSeq names its product TUB like protein 4 (gene TULP4). The transcript has 15 exons. Gene Ontology annotation, molecular function: protein binding. NCBI's taxonomy places the organism in Eukaryota, Metazoa, Chordata, Testudines, Dermochelyidae. The coding region runs from base 2352 to 7055 and encodes 1567 amino acids. The record is from RefSeq and is a predicted model, not a curated record.